Molecule: messenger RNA, 599 nt
Organism: Schistosoma bovis
Lineage: Eukaryota; Metazoa; Platyhelminthes; Trematoda; Strigeidida; Schistosomatidae
Source: the annotation of a GenBank genome assembly
AUGUUAGUUUCUGCUUGCUCACAAAGUGCAAUAGGAUUUUAUCAUGAUAUACUUGAGAAGGAACCUGCAAACAAUACGGGACUUUCAAACAUUGUUUACUGGAGUAAAUUUUUAAAAAACAUAACACCUAUGUCUGACCUACAAGCAGAAGUUUCGAAAAAUUUAAUUGACUCUCCGUCACCUCUUAGCCUAAAGAUUAAUCAUUGGUUUGCAGUUUCAGCAUGGAAAUGGUGUACUAACGAUGAUGACUGUGGUAUUUGUCGGAACGCUUUUGAAACAUGUUGUGCAGAUUGUAAACUCCCAGGUGACGACUGUCCUCUUGUUUGGGGUCAAUGUAAUCAUUGUUUUCAUAUGCAUUGCAUUAUAAAAUGGUUAAAUAGUCAGCAAAUGGCUCAACAUUGUCCUUUAUGUAGACAAGAUUGGCGGUUCCGAGAAUAAGCAUCUCAAUUUCUGUGAUUUUCUGAUCGUUGUUAAAUUUUUUUAAUAUAUGAAUUGCAGAGCAUUCUUUAUCUGAUUCUAGAUUAAAAUAUAGUGUUUGUGACGAAUUCAGUAGCGUUUAUUAGCCAACUAUUUUUGUGUAUACUGUAAUUGACGCUAAA